Molecule: messenger RNA, 2259 nt
Organism: Limanda limanda (common dab)
Lineage: Eukaryota; Metazoa; Chordata; Actinopteri; Pleuronectiformes; Pleuronectidae
Product: acylamino-acid-releasing enzyme-like
Exons: 23
Coding region: 1-2259 (752 amino acids)
Biological process (GO): proteolysis
Molecular function (GO): serine-type endopeptidase activity
Source: RefSeq, a predicted model, not a curated record
AUGACUCAGGUGUUGUUCGCUGUGAGACGGUUUGUGUCACCGGGACGUGCUGUGAGUUUGUCUGCUGGGUGUUGUCAGGUGAUGAGCAACCCGGAGGAAAUAGCCCGACUCUACCGGGAGAUCAGCCUCUUCCCUUCGCUGAGCAGAGCCGACGUGGGACCUGUCGUCACCUCCCAGUAUGGAGGCAAAUACAGCAACAUCUACACAGAGUGGAGCCAACGUGACCUGGAGAGGAAUGAGAAUGUCAAGUUUUGCCGGCAGUACAUUGUAUUCCACAAUGAUAAGUCGGUGGUCUUCUCUGUAGCUUCAGGAAACUGCACUGAGAUUAAAGGAGAGUUGUUGAGCAAGGAUUCCCCGUCAGGUGAUAUGAAGGCUGUUGUCAGAGAGUGUAAAAUCAAAGCGGAGGACAAACAGUUUCUGGAGAUCUGGAGUAAAAAUAUCAAGAUGAAGAGCAUCAAUCUAACAGCUUUAAAGAAGCACGGCAAAGUGUAUGAAGACGAGCACUUUGGCUGCUUGGUUUGGUCCCAUUCUGAGACCCACCUGCUGUAUGUGGCGGAGAAAAAGAGGCCCAAGGCUGAAUCCUUCUUUCAGACUGUGUCACCAGAUCUGUCUUCUACUGGGGACGAGGUGGAAACUAUGAGAGAGGAGAAAAGGGAGACUGUAAAAGGGGAGCAGUUUGUCUUCCGUGACGACUGGGGAGAAGCACUGGUUGGUAAGAACUGCCCGGUGCUUUGUGUUUUGGACAUCGAGGGCGACAACGUCUCUGUGCUGGAAUGUGUGCCUGAAAAUAUCUCACCUGGACAGGCAUUUUGGGCUCCAGGUGACACAGGUGUGGUGUUUGUAGGCUGCUGGCAUGAGCCUUUCAGACUUGGCCUCAAGUUCUGCCCCAACAGGAGGUCGUCUUUAUUCCAUGUGGACCUCACUCGGGGUAAAUGUGAGCAGCUGUCAUCAGGCACCAGUGCAGUGUAUUCCCCCAGGCUGAGUCCAGACCAGUGUCGAAUUGUCUACUUGGAAUGUUAUGUCUAUGGCCCACAUAUGCAGUGCAGCAAGCUCUGUAUGUAUGACUGGUAUACCAAGAAAACCUCAGUGGUGGUGGAUGUGGUAGAGCUACCUGGAGAAGAUGGGUUCACUGGUCUCUACAGCUCUCAGUUGUCCCUUCAAUGCUGGUCAGCCGAUAGUCAGAGGGUUCUUGUAGCUUGUCCUCAGCGCAGCCGCAAGGACCUGUUGAUGGUGGAUAUUAGCACAGGGAAAGUCACCUCUCUGACUUCAAAGCGUGAUGCUGGGAGCUGGUGUCUGCUGACCAUAGAGAGAGAUCUGAUGGUUGUCAGCUUCUCUUCUCCUAACUACCCCCCAAGUCUGAGGGUUGGUUUCCUUCCAGCCAGAGAUUCUCAGGAGCAAAUUGAGUGGGUGACUUUGGAAGACUCUCAGGUGUUACCUGAUAUUCACUGGCAGAUCUUGACCUUCACACCUCCCCCAGAUCAGGACAACAGUCAAUACUCUGGCCUUGACUUUGAAGCCUUGUUGAUCAAACCAAAGGAAGUGAAAGAUGGAGUGAAGUUGCCUCUUAUCGUCACUCCUCAUGGGGGUCCCCACUCAGUGAUUGUAGCUGAAUGGCUUCUGUCGUCCUCUGUGCUGUGCAGGAUGGGCUUUGCUGUACUGCUGGUGAACUAUCGUGGCUCUCUUGGAUAUGGCCAGGACAGUAUCCUCUCAUUACCCGGCAAUGCUGGCAACCAGGAUGUCAAAGAUGUUCAAUUUGCUGUGGAAAGUGUUCUGAAAGGUGAUGAAUUUGACGCACAGAGAGUGGCACUUUCAGGAGGUUCCCACGGUGGUUUCCUGGCCUGUCAUCUGAUCGGCCAGUACCCAGCAUUCUACAAGGCCUGCGUGGCUCGCAACCCUGUCAUCAAUUUGGCUUCGAUGAUUGGCAGCACAGACAUCCCAGACUGGUGCAUGGUCACGGCCGGCUUCAACUACAGCACAGACUGUUUACCUGACCCGACUGUUUGGGAACAGAUGUUGAACAAGUCCCCCAUUAAACACGUGACACAGGUACAGACCCCGGUCCUGCUUCUCCUGGGGGAAGAUGACAAGCGUGUACCGAGCAAGCAGGGAAUUGAGUAUUACAGGGCACUGAAAGCAAAGCAGGUUCCAGUCAGGCUGCUGUGGUACCAAGGGAACAGCCACUCUCUCUCCAAGGUGGAUGCCGAGUCUGACGGCUUUAUGAACACUGCUCUAUGGAUAAUUCAACACUUGAGUCAGUGA